UAUAUAUAUAUAUAUAUUAUAUAUAUAUAAUAAAAUUCUAAUAAAUAAGUAGAACUCUGCCACGUGUCAAUCUAUAAGACCUACAAAAUAGAGUUUCCCGCUCAUUUUAUUCAUCUAUAUUUACGUAAAUGCCAUACAAUCCAAAUUCAAUAAUUCCGGAAAAAUCUGCAAACAAAUAUGUUAAUCAAUCUUCAGAUUCGAAAAACACGCAUUAAUUUUGAAAGUUUGUUUAUUUUGAUUGCAAAUUAAAUCCCUAAAAAUCUGCAAUAUUAUUCUUUUUCAAACGUAAUCUUCUUAAUUCUUAUUCUUAUUUAUUCAAACGUAAAUAGCAUUCAUACGGUUAUUUUCUUUUUACCAUUCUGCUCCAGACGAAUUCUGCUCCAUAGUAAUAUUUGCAAACGUAUUCUUCUUCAUUCUUCUUGAUUCUGCAACGCUUCAAAAAUUAUAAUAUCAGGUUAGUGUAUUAAAAUAUCAGCAUUACUAAUAUUUCUAACCUCUUAAUUGUCUGAUUUACCAGUUUCUAUCAUUUUUCAUUUUAUUAGUGAUGUUCUUCUUCUUCCUUUUGCUAAUUCUUCUUAAUCAUGUUCUUCUUCUACCUUUUCAGUUUAAAAGACGAAAUUAGUAAUAAAAAUGAGAACUUUAUUUUCUUUAAAAAAAAACUGUUCUUCAAAGCUUUAACUAUUACAAUAUGUUUUUUUUGUUUUGCUGUUUCAUUUACUUUGAUUUGCUGUUAAUUUAAAAGGUUGCUAAUUUUCCUUACAAUUCUAUAAUGAUUAAAUUUAUUGCAGAAAAUGGAAUUCAUAUGCGAACCCAACUGAUUGGCAAUAUGUCAUUUUUUUUUUAGUUCAUUCGCAUUUGAGUUGUUUGUCUCACCAAAUACGAAAUGAAUAUUAACCAUAAUCACCUUCGCAUCUUUAACCCCAAUCCAUACAACCUCAUAUGCGAAACCCAAUUUUGAUUUGUAUUACCAAAUGCGAACAUUUUUGCUUUUACACGUGAACUGCAUUUGACUCCAAUAUGCGAACAUCUUUAACCCCAAUCCAUACAACCUCAAAGCUUUAACUAUUACAAUAUGUUUUUUUUGUUUUGCUGUUUCAUUUACUUUGAUUUGCUGUUAAUUUAAAAGGUUGCUAAUUUUCCUUACAAUUCUAUAAUGAUUAAAUUUAUUGCAGAAAAUGGAAAUAGGAAAUAAGGUUUACCUAAAUAACAUUGACCAGAUAGAUGAAAAAUCGCAUAUCAAGGUUCGGGUGCUUAAAAUUUGGAACUUUGUCAGAAAUAAUAAAGUUUGUUCCAUUGAAAUGAUCAUCAUGGAUGAGGAGGGUACACAAUACCAAGCUCGUGUCUUCAAUCAGAAUUUCUCCAGAUUUCGUCAUCUUUUAAAGGAAGAUGAAAGUUAUAUAGUUAUAAAACCCAAUAUGGCUGCUGUUACUAAUGGUUUUAGUUAUACAGGUCAUAAACAGACCUUAACUUUGGAUUGGAAAAGCAUCCUAAAAAAAUGUGAUGAUUUCUCGGGUCCGGUCAAUGGAUUUAUGUUUGUUGACUUUAAUUCUAUCAUAGAACAAACAUGCCCAAAAGACACAUUCUUUGAUGUUAUUGGACAUAUCGUGUCAUUUAGGCCUCUUGAAACUUCAAAUCCAGUACCAUCCAAGCAUUAUAUAAAAGUCACUCUUAGCAACCUAGAUUCUGUACAUCUGAAGGUUACUAUUUUUGGAAGUCAAGCAUAUCAAAUUUCAGAAUACCUAAAAAAUAACCCGACUGUUAAUUUUGUUGUUAUCGUGAUGCAGUUUUUGAAGCUAAACAUUUGGAAUGGUCUUGGUGAAGCUAAAAGUCAUUUUGAAGUAACGAAAUUGUUCAUAAAUUCUGACAUUUAUGAAAUAAAUGAGUUUAAAAAUAAGUUGAAAUGUCAUGACAAUUUCGGUAUAACUGAAAAAAGCAUAACUACACUUCAAAGCUACUCUUCUUCAUAUACAGAUGACUUUAAGGGCAAUUUUCCAUUAAAAACAAUCUGUGAGAUCACCGAACCAAUUAAGGAAAUGAAGUUUUUAUUAGUUGCUUCCAUUGUUAAUAUAAGGCAGAAUCUACCAUGGUAUUAUGAAGCAUGCAAAAAAUGUGGAAAAAAAAUUAUCCCUGUUCCCAAAACCAAUCAUUCGUAUACCAACCCUGAGGGAAUUUCAGAAACUAUGGUUGUCGAGUGUACAAAUGCACAAUGCAAAAAAUCUGAAUUUCAGUAUAUAAUUCCAAUUAACGUACAAGAUUGUACUGGAACCAUUGGAUUGACUCUUUUUGAUAGGGAAGCAAGGAGGUUGUUAAAUAUAAGUGCCUACGAGUUGAAAAAGAUACAUGAUGCGGCCGGAGACAGUGAUGCCCUAUUUCCAAUGCAACUUAAUGUGUUGAAAAACCGCAAGUUUGGUUUUGUUGUAGAUAUUACAGAAUACAAUGUCAACAACUAUAAUAACAUCUACACAGUUCUCAGAGUUACAGAAGAUAUGUCCAUUGUUUGUGAAUUGGAAAGUAAAAUAGAACUUAUGAGUAAUCAAUCUGUCUCCUUAAAUCAAGUUGCUUUGGAAUCCGAUGAUGUUGUACAGCCUGUUCAAAAGGAUGUGAUCUCACAAACAGACGAAAGUUUUACACCCUCAACAGUUGAUAAGUCAACCGCAACAAGUCCUUGCAAAAUAUCAGGUGAUUUGAAGCGCAACCUCCAAGAAAUUUAUGAUGUUGAUUCUGGAUAUGAUUUAAGUUCAACUAAGGCUAAAAGAAAGUCAACCGCAGAGGAAACUCCACUCUUGAUUCCAAAAAUUGAAAAGUGA
Molecule: messenger RNA, 2807 nt
Organism: Lactuca saligna
Lineage: Eukaryota; Viridiplantae; Streptophyta; Magnoliopsida; Asterales; Asteraceae
Source: the annotation of a GenBank genome assembly